This is a messenger RNA of Acanthopagrus latus (yellowfin seabream), 2304 nucleotides long. It is a transcript of the gene aarsd1, whose product is annotated as alanyl-tRNA synthetase domain containing 1. Gene Ontology annotation, molecular function: Ser-tRNA(Ala) deacylase activity; ATP binding; aminoacyl-tRNA ligase activity. The transcript is spliced from 12 exons. Gene Ontology annotation, biological process: tRNA aminoacylation; regulation of translational fidelity. The coding region runs from base 118 to 1356 and encodes 412 amino acids. The record is from RefSeq and is a predicted model, not a curated record. Lineage: Eukaryota; Metazoa; Chordata; Actinopteri; Spariformes; Sparidae.
AUGAUGUUUGGACUACGUUGCUUGCCGUACUGAGCUCUGACGCUGUCAAUCGUUGGACUUGUGUGCUUUCCAUUCAUGGUGCCUUCAGGGAAACUUCUUCCUUAAUAACACUCCAAAAUGGCUUUUCAGUGUCAACGAGAUUGCUAUAUGAAAGAGUUUGUUACCUCUGUGGUAUCCUGCUGCCCAGCAGAGCUCAAACAUGAAGUCAACGGGAAGAAAGAAACCCUGAAGGGUUUUAAUGUGAAGCUACAGGACACCAUUUUGUUUCCUGAAGGAGGCGGCCAGCCAGAUGAUCAUGGGCUGAUUGGAGACGUCUCAGUUCUGAGGGUGACGCGGCAGGGGCCCGAGGCUGUACACUUUGUGAGCUCAGCUCUGGAGGAGGGUCAGCAGGUGCAGGUGAAGGUGGACUGGGAGAGAAGGUUUGACCACAUGCAGCAACACUCAGGUCAACAUUUGAUCACAGCUUUGGCAGAUGCACUUUUUGGAUACAAGACUACAUCCUGGGACCUUGGGCGCCAGAGAAGCACCAUUGAACUGGACACUCCCUCUGUGAAGGCCGCCCAGCUGCAAACCUUGGAGGAAGCCGUAAACGAAAAGAUCAGGGCCCACAUCCCUGUGAAUGUUCAGCUUCUCUCUAUAGAUGAUCCUGCCGUAGAAAAGGUGAGGAGUCGAGGGCUGCCAGACGACCACGCCGGGCCCAUUCGGAUCAUCGAUAUCGAGGGCGUUGAUGCCAACAUGUGCUGUGGAACCCACGUGUCUAACCUCAGUCACUUACAGGUUAUAAAGCUGCUGGGAACCGAGAAAGGAAAGAAAAACAAAACCAACCUGAUCUUCCUGGCAGGAAACAGGGUGCUGAUGUAUGCAGAGAAAAGCUACAGCACAGAGCGAUCGCUUGUGUCUCUGCUCAAAACCGGACCUGAUGAGCACGUGGAGGCGGUCGACAAGUUGCAGAAGUCUGCAAAGCUGCUGCAGAAAACUAACCUGAGCCUGCUACGAGACAUGGCUGUCCUCAUUGCUCAGAAUUUUAAGAACGACCCCCAGAGAGGAAGCUUCUUCAGCUUGCACAAAAAAGAGGGGGACAACGAGUUCAUGAAUAUCAUUGCCAAUGAACUCAACACUGAGGAAAUUUUGGUUUUCCUGACUGUCGGAGAGGAGAAGGGACCUGGUUUGUUUGUACUGGCCGGACCCAGUGGACCAGUGGCAGAGCUGGGACCCCGGGUGUUGGAGAUUCUCCAAGGGAAGGGAGCAGGAAAGAACGGACGCUUCCAGGGCAAAGCCAACAGCCUGGCCCGAAGAGGAGAGGUGGAGGCUUUACUGCAGCAGCACUGCAAACAGCUCACCUCCGGGGAAGAAUAAAUCCAGUAAUGGCUCAAUACAAUACGACUUUAUAUGAUGGGAAAACAAUACAUUUAGAUUCAUUCAUAAUUUUUAGCAAAUAUGAAAUGAUGCAUUCAAGCACACGCAAACUGUAAUUUAUGUCAAAAUGUAAAUCAUCAGGACUUCUGCACAACAUGCACUGUACAUAUCUGAAUGUUAAUUGUCAUGCACCUAUUUUGUCGUUUGAAAUCUCAUCUGCUAUAUAUUCUGAGAUCAGAUUUUCUUGAAAGAAAUCUGUUGUAAUUACUUUAUAUUUACACAUGGAGGUGGGAAAUAACUGUUGUGUUCUUAAGCACAUUUCUCAGGUACCUGUACUUUACCGCUUACUCCAUUUUUACACAUAUCUGUACUUUAAAGUCCUGACAUUCAUAAAGCAGGCUCAUUGCUUUAGUUUUAAAUAACUUAAGGGGAACAGUCACUUGUUUUUAUUUCGUGUCAUUGCAUACUGUGUUCCCAACAUCACAAGACUGAUUUCAAUCUGUCAGUUCAGAUCACGCAUGGCAGGCAUAGUGAGACGAAACCAUGUUAAAAAAGUGACAGAAUUGUGCAGCAUUUUCCGAACUCGUACAAACACAGUCCCUUAACAAUCACCACUUAUGAGCCAGCAGAGGUGUGUGUGUGGUGGUGGCUGUAUCUGCAGAGACCCUGCAGCCCUCUGCCUGGACUUUCUUAAUUAUCACUCUUUCGCUGCACUCGGGACACUUUACAAACCUAAAAUGUGUAUUGGAUGUCCUGGUAAUCUUUCUGGUGCAUUCAUGAACAGAUCGGACUUUCAACUUUAAUUGUCUUUGAAUCAUUAAUGCAGUGUUAGGUUCAGUUAGCUUUGUAUAGAAAUGGCCAGUAACAAUGUCCUUCAGAGGAAUACUUUUGAGUUUUAUACUUUGAGUAACCUGUACUUACUUACUUGAGUAAAAAGUUGAAUCAGUA